This is a messenger RNA of Coregonus sp. 'balchen', 4853 nucleotides long. Lineage: Eukaryota; Metazoa; Chordata; Actinopteri; Salmoniformes; Salmonidae. The record is from the annotation of a GenBank genome assembly.
UGAUACCAGAGAAUCAGAUCAGACAGGGAUGGCAACAGUUUACCCAUUUCUUCUAUGGUGUGUGAUGCUGCUGGACUGCCGGCUGUGCUGGGGAGGUAAGUCCUUCUCUCACUGCCGAUGGUUUUAGUAGGUUUCUCACUAGUAACAAGUAUACCACUCUCACAGUUGUACACCAGCAGUAACUGCUGCAGCCUUACCAUCUCUCUCUGGCCUUCCAGCCCCAGUGUUCCUGUCGGGCCAGGCAGCAGACAGUGUGCUGAGGAGACAGCGGUGCCACAACACUGGGGUGUUCGAGGAUAUGUUAUGGGGGAACCUGGAGAGAGAGUGUCUGGAGGAAAGGUGUGACCUGGAGGAGGCCAGGGAGGCCUUCGAGAACGAUGAGAAAACAGUGAGUGUGUGUGGACGUGUGUGUGGGGGGAGGGCUGUGGGUGUUAGAGUCCUUGCAGAAUGUAUUGUGUUAUGAAUGAGUUAACUUAUGAUAUUCUGAAGAUUCUGUAUGAAUUUUUCAGAUGGAGUUUUGGGUCGGUUAUGAGGGUAAGGCUUUGCUUAAUGAUUAACUGUUGUGUUGGCACACACAGAGAGGACUAAGAUGUGACUCAGAGCUGUGUGUGUCUGGUGUGUGCUUUGUGAGUAUCAAACUAAUGUUUAUCAGUGUGAAUCUUGGUAUAACAUGUAAAUUGUGUAAUAUGUCAAUAAUGAUGAGUGUUAUGUCUCAGAUGGGGACCAGUGUAAGUCGUCCCCCUGUCUGAACCAGGCGUCCUGUAAUGACCAGAUGGGCUCCUACACCUGCACCUGUCUACCAGGCUACAAAGGAAUGAAUUCCAAAUCAAAUCAAAUUUUAUUUGCCACAUGCACCGAAUACAACAGGUGUAGACAUUACAGUGAAAUGCUUACUUACAAGCCCUUAACCAACAAUGCAAAGUUUAACAAAUAAAAAAAAGUGUUAAGCAAAGAAAAUAAAAAUAAAUAACUAAAGAGCAGCAGUAAAAUAAAAUAAUAGUAGGGAGGCUAUAUACAGCGGGGUACUGGUGCAGAGUCAAUGUGCGGGGGCACCGGCUAGUCGAGGUAAUUGAGGUAAUAUGUACAUGUGGGUAGAGUUAAAGUCACUAGGCAUAGAUAAUAAACAGAGUAGCAGCAGAGUAAAAAAGGGGGAUGGGGUGGGGGUGGGGGGGGCAGUGCAAAUUGUCCGGUUAGCCAUGAAUAGCUGUUCAGGAGUCUUAUGGCUUGGGGGUAGAAGUUGUUGAGAAGCCUUUUGGACCUAGACUUGGCGCUCCGGUACCGCUUGCCGUGCGGUAGCAGAGAGAACAGUCUAUGACUAGGGUGGCUGGAGUCUUUGACAAUUUUGAGGGCCUUCCUCUGACACCGCCUGGUGUAGAGGUCCUGGAUGGCAGGAAGCUUGCCCCCAGUGAUGUACUGGUCCGUACGCACUACCCUCUGUAGUGCCUUGCGGUCGGAGGCCGAGUAAUUGCCAUACCAGGCGGUGAUGCAACCAGUCAGGAUGCUCUUGAUGGUGCAGCUGUAUAACCUUUUGAGGAUCUGAGGACCCAUGCCAAAUGUUUUCAGUCUCCUGAGGGGGAAUAGGCUUUGUCGUGCCCUCUUCACGACUGUCUUGGUGUGUUUGGACCAUGAUAGUUUGUUGGUGAUGUGGACACCAAGGAACUUGAAGCUCUCAACCUGUUCCACUACAGCCCCGUCGAUGUGAAUGGGGGCGUGCUCAGUCCACUUUUUUUUUUCUUCCUGUAGUCCACAAUCAUCUCCUUUGUCUUGAUCACGUUGAGGGAGAGGUUGUUAUCCUGGCACCACACGGCCAGGACUCUGACAUCCUCCUUAUUGGCUGUCUCAUCGUUGUCUGUGAUCAGGCCUACCACUGUUGUGUCGUCGGCAAACUUAAUGAUGGUGUUGGAUUCGUGCCUAACCAUGCAGUCAUGGGUGAACAGGGAGUACAGGAGGGAACUGAGCACGCACCCCUGAGGGGCCCCCGUGUUGUGGAUCAGCGUGGCAGAUGUGUUGUUACCUACCCUUAGCACCUGGGGGCGGCCUGUCAGGAAGUCCAGGAUCCAGUUGCAGAGGGAGGUGUUUAGUCCAAGGAUCCUUAGCUUAGUGAUGAGCUUUGACGGCACUAUGGUGUUGAACGCUGAGCUGUAGUCAAUGAAUAGCAUUCUCACGUAGGUGUUCCUCUUGUCCAGGUGGGAAAGGGCAGUGUGGAGUGCAAUAGAGAUUGCAUCAUCUGUGGAUCUAUUGGGGCGGUAUGCAAAUUGGAGUGGGUCUAGGGUUUCUGGGAUAAUGGUGUUGAUGUGAGCCAUGACCAGCCUUUCAAAGCACUUCAUGGCUUCAGACGUGAGUGCUACGGGUCGGUAGUCAUUUAGGCAGGUUAUUUUAGUGUCAUUGGGUACAGGGACUAUGGUGGUCUGCUUGAAACAUGUUGGUAUUACAGACUCGGUCAGGGACAGGUCGAAAAUAUCAGUGAAGACACUUGCCAGUUGGUCAGCGCAUGCUCAGAGUACACAUCCUGGUAAUCCGUCUGGCCCUGCGGCCUUGUGAAUGUUGACCUAUUUAAAGGUCUUACUCACAUCGGCUACGGAGAGCGUGAUCUCACAGUCGUCCAUAACAGCUGGUGCGCUCAUGCAUGUUUCAGUGUUGCUUGCCUCGAAGCGCGCAUAGAAGUUAUUUAGCUCGUCUGGUAGGCUCGUGUCACUGGGCAGCUCGCAGCUGUGCUUCCCUUUGUAGUCCGUAAUAGUUUGCAAGCCCUGCCACAUCCAACGAGCGUUGGAACCGGUGUAGUACGAUUCAAUCUUAGUCCUGUAUUGACGCUUUGCCUGUUUGAUGGUUUGUCAGAGGGCAUAGCGGGAUUUCUUAUAAGCGUCCGGGUUAGAGUCCCGCUCCUUGAAAGCUCAGUGCGGAUGUUGCCUGUAAUCAUUUCCAUUUUAGUCAUUUAGCAGACGCUCUUAUCCAGAGCGACUUACAGUUAGUGAGUGCAUACAUUUUCAUACUGGCCCCCCGUGGGAAACGAACCCUGGCGUUGCAAGCGCCAUGGUCUACCAACUGAGCUACAGGGGUUGGGGUAUGUAUGUACGGUCACUGUGGGGACGACGUCAUCAAUGCACUUAUUGAUGAAGCCAGUGACUGAUGUGGUGUACUCCUCAAUGCCAUCAGAAGAAUCCCUGAACAUAUUCCAGUCUGUGCUAGCAAAACAGUCCUGUAGCUUAGCAUCUGCUUCAUCUGACCGCUUCCGUAUUGAGUGAGUCACUGGUACUUCCUGCUUUAGUUUUUGCUUGUAAGCAGGAAUCAGGAGGAUAGAAUUAUGGUCAGAUUUGCCAAAUGGAGGGCGAGGGAUAGCUUUGUAUGCGUCUCUGUGUGUGGAGUAAAGGUGAACUAGAGAUUUUUCCCUCUGGUUGCACAUCUAACAUGCUUUUAGAAAUUAGGUAAAACGGACACUAGUAGCGCCACUUCUGUAUGAGCAUUUUCUUGUUUGCUUACGGCCUUAUACAGCUCGUUGAGUGUCUUAGUGCCAGCAUCGGUUUGUGGUGGUAAAUAGACAGCUACGAAAAAUAUAGAUAAACUCUCUUUGUAAAUAGUGUGGCCUACAGCUUGUCAUGAGAUACUAUACCUCAGGCGAGCAAAACCUUGAGACUUCAUUCAUAUUAGGAUUUCGGGCACCAGCUGUUAUUGACAAAUAGACACAGACCGCCACCCCUUGUUUUACCAGAGGCAGCUGUUCUAGCUUGCCGAUGCACGGAAAAUCCAGCCAGCUGUAUGUUAUCCAUGUCGUCGUUCAGCAACGACUCGUGAAACAUAAGAUAUUACAGUUUCGUUGGUAGGAUAGUCUUGAUCGGAGCUCAUCCAGUUUAUUAUCCAAUGAUUGCACAUUGGCUAAUAGGACUGAUGAUAGAGGCGGGUUACCCACUCGCUGUCGUAUUCUUACAAGGCACCACGACCUACGACCCCUAUAUCUCCAUCUCUUCUUCAUGCGAAUGAUGGGGAUUUGGGCCUUGUCCAGUGUCUGAAGUAAAUCCUUCGCGUCAGACUCGUUAAAAAAAAAAUCUGGUGAGUAAUCACUGUUCUGAUAUCCGGAAGCUCUUUUCGGUCAUAAGAGAUGGUGGCAGAAAAAUUAUGUACAAAAUAAGUUACAAAUAACGUGAAAAAACACACACAAUAGCACAGUUGGUUAGGAGCCCAUAAAACGGCAGCCAUCUCCUCUGGCGCCAUUAUUAAAAAUAAAAUAAAAAAUGGUGUCUAUUUUAUUGUAUUCAUGACUAAUCCCUAACUGAAAACUAAAUUCUAGGAUGAUACAUUUCGAUUGACUAUAGAUGGAAUACUUGAUCGCUUAAUUUAUUGUACCACUCCAGGGGAGCAUAACAUCUAUGCCAAAGAGGGCACAGAGCAGGACCAUGAGGUGUCGAAGCAGUACAAACACCCUCUCUACGACUCCCAGCAGAGUCUGUACAAUCAUGAUAUCGCCAUGCUGCGCCUCCACACCCACCAUCCCCUUCUCCUCACACGCCAGUCCCAUCUGCCUGGGGCCCAAGGUCUUCACCAAGGACUUGGUGAAGGAUGAGUCCCAGGCUACGAUCAGCGACUGGGGUCGCACACGCUUCCAGGGGGCCACGUCUCACACAUUACAGAAGGUUGAGAUGCCAUUUACAGAGAGAACGCAGUAUAAGGAUAGCAGUAGUGUAUCACCAAGUAUAUGUUCUGUGCCGGCUGACGUGGCCAAAGACUUGUGCCAGGGGGACAGCGUGGGUCCCCAUACCAACCAUUACCAUGAAACCUGGUUCCUGACUGGGAUAGUGAGCUGGGGGGAGGAGUGUGCCAAGGAGGGGAAGUAUGGGGUGGAGACCAGAGUAGCAUUACUA